UUUGACAAGAUAUAGCCAUAAGUAAAAUACAUACAUACUUGCACAUAGGUCUUUUUUUACUUUUUUUUUGUACACUUAGGUCUUUCCUGAAUUAAACACCGACUGCACUUAGGUCUUUUAUGAAUUAGUAUGCCAUAUUAUAGCGUUUCUAUGACUUAUAUCUUAUCAAAUAAGUCAUACGUCAUACUUUUAAGUUAUAAGUUACAUGUCCAUGGCUACUCCCAUGUAUAUAAUAACUUACUUGGCUCAAAAUUGGCAUCAGCUGUGUUCUUCAUCUUCCAAAGGUUCCCCAGUCCGAAGCGGAGUUCGUCUAUUUUGAAAAUAUAGGUGAAAACGUUUACCACGCUGAUUGUUAGAAUCGACUGAAACAAAGAGAACAUUAAGCCCGUGGUCAGCGUAAACUCUGGAUCUUUCUUGUACGCCAAAAUUUCCAAUACAACUUUAACCGGAAUGGCACAAGCUACAAAAAUAACGAGAGCGGAUUGGGUGUACCAGGGAAUCAAUUUAGUUUUACGGGUUACUACUUUACACCUUGAGAAUGUGGGAUCCUGACACUUUCGUUAAAGCUAUCGUGAACCUUCCUGAAUGCCUGAAUACCCUGACCGACCGAUUGGACGCGAUUCCCUGGCGAGAGGGAGAGGUCGUUAUGGAUUACGGGUGUGGCACUGGUCGCACCACGGUUCCGUUCCUCCUCCCGAAAACGAUGGCUACAAAUUCCAAGCUUUUUGGCGUGGACAAAUUAGGGUUGCCGCGGGUAACGGGUCGGGUACCCGUUACCCGCAUACCCGCACGAUUCUUGCGGGUACCCGUUAUCUGCGGGUAGUGAGAACUACCCGCACGGGUAACGGGUAGUUCAGUUUUUAUUUAAUUUUGGACAUAAAUCAGUUCACAAAGAAAGGUAGCAUCAAGUUAGUCUAUUUACCAACAACAGAGUCAGUUUAUUGUUUAUGCAUUUCAAAAUUUGCCAUUUGCCAGCAAUUAGAGUUUGUAACGAGCGUGUCUUUUCGGAAGCCUACGGCAGCCUCAAACACUUUUUGCGUUCAGAUAAUUCAGAGAAAUUAUUGUUUCUCAAGCAGAAUUCAUCUUUUCUUAAAUAUCGGUACUAAUUUGGCUUGUAUUUCUGCGUAUUUAUGUAACACUGACGAUAUCUUAAUUUUUUCGGGUGAAAAUCGUCGAUAAUAUUGAAAGCAAAAUUGGAGGCAAUUUUUUAAAAUGAAAACUGAAUUUAAAUCAAAAUUUCAAAAAAUCAAACUACCAAUGGAAUCUUUUCUCAAGCUACACCAGGAUUGUUAAGCGAGUUCUAUCAAAAAGAUAAGUCAAAAUUAGAAAUCACGUGAUUCUUAUCUUUCGCUGACUAGUCACUUUGAAGCAAAAUGUCGCUGCAAAGUUCAAUUUUUAAGUAAAUGUUCUUUUUUUUCCUUCACUGGACGUAAACCAUGCUGGACUUUGACCUGCCCUCCCCCACAUAGUUUUCUUCAAAGGGGCCAUUCACUGGAAAGAUAAGUGUAUGUAAUUCCUAAUUGCUGGCUUGAUUUUUUGAUACAGCUCGCUAAGAAACCCGGUGUAGCUUCAAAAAGGUUCCAUUGUAAGAAAAAUGUUAUGUAUUAAAUGGAAAUAAAUAAUGACAUCUACCUAGCAAAUUACGGUAUGCGUUACUUGCUUCACGUUAUCUCAAACUACUAAUCAACCCAAAUGAGCAAAUAAUUGAUUAAACCAAAUUUAUUCCGUAGCUUGGUUGGGUUUUAGCUUAAUUCUCAUAACGGGUAGCGGGUAACGGGUACCCGCACGGGUACCCGUGCGGGUACGGGUAGUUGGACUGCGGGUAACGGGUCGGGUAACGGGCAGCAUUUUUGCUACCCGCGGCAACCCUAGGACAAAUCCUCCUCUAUGAUCACCGCGGCGAACGAGGGGAACAAAAGUGACCAACUUGUCGUACGCGGUGGGGAACCUUUUAGAGGAUGGCGGCUUUCCCCACGUGGGAGUCCAGUUCGACAAGAUCUUCUCGUUCUACUGUCUCCACUGGUGCAAGGAAUACAAUUUUUUAACCCGUCCCGCGGACAAAUUCUGGCCAAGUUUUACUCCAUGCUUAAACCGGGAGGGUACACUUGCCUCGUGUACGUAAUUGAAGCUACACUCUUACUGCACCAGGAAAUUGGCAAAAUGCCAAAGUGGACGGGAUAUAUGAAGGAAAUACGGGAUCAUCUCCCGGAAUGGAUUGAGUACUCUCAAGAUGCGCAGAAAGAGUUGGAAGAAUCCUGUAAAGAAAUUGGGUACGAGAAAGUGGAAAGUUUCGUGCACAAGAGUAACGCGAACCUAACCUUGGAGGCCUUCACGGACGUGGUCAUGUCGCUGAAUCCAUUUUUGAGCCAGAUUCCCUCUUCUCUGUAUCCCGAGUUGAAGGCGGACUACGCCAAGCUGAUCCUUGCCAAGGGAGAUGUCGUGCUGAAUGGAGAUCAAGAAUUUCAGUUUAAUCGCGACGUGCUAUUUGCCGUAUUUCGAAAACCAGGAAAUGAAAAUUGUUCUGUGAAAAAGUAAAUCUAUUUUUCCCAACCUUGCAGUGUUUCUUCAACAAAUUUUAUUACAAUCAUUCAUGUAUACGGUUUCUAAAAUUCUGUGGUCAAGCUCCAAGAAUAAAACGUAGCUGUAUACUCAAA
This is a messenger RNA of Folsomia candida, 2654 nucleotides long. RefSeq lists its product as uncharacterized. The transcript has 5 exons. NCBI's taxonomy places the organism in Eukaryota, Metazoa, Arthropoda, Collembola, Entomobryomorpha, Isotomidae. The coding region runs from base 1888 to 2535 and encodes 215 amino acids. The record is from RefSeq and is a predicted model, not a curated record.